Messenger RNA from Ahaetulla prasina, 846 nucleotides. RefSeq names its product polyamine modulated factor 1 (gene PMF1). Gene Ontology annotation, cellular component: MIS12/MIND type complex. NCBI's taxonomy places the organism in Eukaryota, Metazoa, Chordata, Lepidosauria, Squamata, Colubridae. The coding region runs from base 45 to 680 and encodes 211 amino acids. The transcript is spliced from 5 exons. Gene Ontology annotation, biological process: chromosome segregation. The record is from RefSeq and is a predicted model, not a curated record.
GGGGCCUCGUCUGGUUUGGAUCCGUUGCUUUUGGCGGGAAGAAGAUGGCGGCGGCGGAGCCGAAGGAGAAGGAGAAAGAAAAUCGCGCUCCUGCCGCGGCCCCUCAGGGUAAAAUCGGCCGCGAGCAGAUCCUGGACUACGUGGUCAAUCAGUUCCUGCAGGCGCUGGACGCCGGCGGGUGUCGCCUUUUCUCCAAGUGCUACAGCUGCCUCUACAAAGCCCAUCCUGAAUUCACAAAAUGUAUUUAUAAUCAGUUCAUAUCCCAUCUGCAAAAUUCUGUACGGGUGGUCGUUCUGCCACACACCACUGGACUGCCUCUGUCUCCUCAGGAAGAGAUCCAGGCCCUCAAGGAGGAAGGGAACCUGCCGCUGCUCCUAGAGUCCCUGGAUAAGCUUGAUAAAGAAGCGAAGGACAAGGAAGGCCCUGCCUGGCGCCCGAGUGGCAUCCCCGAGGAAGAUGUUCGCGGGGUGGUCCUGCCCUACCUUCUGAAGCAGCGGAAAUUCCUCCAAAAAUCCCUGAAGGAAAAGCAGGAGAGCAACUCACAGCUGGCUGCUGCUGUGGUGGCCGGUCGGCAGAGGAUUGCAGAGCUGCAAGAGCAGAUCCGCCGGCAGAAGGAAGAGUGGCAGGGGACUGCUGUCGAAGGCCGGAAGAUGAUGGAGAUCUUUGAUGAUCUCUCCUGAGAAGAUCUGGCUGCUUUUUGGGGACAAGGAUGUGAGGGAGACCUCAGAGAGCCAUGCAGUGAGCCUGUGAAUUUUCUGCCAGAUUUCCAGAGCAGCCAAUCUGCGGAAGAGGGCUGCUCUCUCUUGGCUUGACUAUGGGGUGGGAGGCUGGGGGUGGGGUGCAUGU